This is a messenger RNA of Ornithodoros turicata, 2809 nucleotides long. RefSeq lists its product as uncharacterized. The coding region runs from base 171 to 2726 and encodes 851 amino acids. The record is from RefSeq and is a predicted model, not a curated record. Lineage: Eukaryota; Metazoa; Arthropoda; Arachnida; Ixodida; Argasidae. The transcript is spliced from 17 exons.
UGUGGAUAUUUAUGAGACGGCCAUGAACGAAUGGACGUCCGAAGCAGCUGCUACAACAGCUAUAUCUGAAGCCUUUUGGUGAAGACGUCAAUUGUUUUGAUCAGUGCCUAGAUAAGCAGUACAGAUGUGAAUGCUGGAUGCGGAGAUCGAAGUGGCGUGCAUGACUGGAGAUGAGGACUUUUCUAGGCCUCCUGCCCGUCGUGUUCGCCGUAGCCCUUCCCUAUGAGCUUCCAGACAAAAUCCACACGCCUCUAUUCAGGACCGGCAAUACCGUUGCCAAUCAAAGACCAUGCAGUGAAGACGAAUUCAAGAGACACUCGGACCAAUGUGGAGUGGACUUCAGAUAUACUACACUGAUCAUUACACAGGGUCACGAGAAGACCGGCAUAAUAUGCACAGCCUUGAACGAAUACAAGCGCUGUAUAUCACUGGCGAUGCGAAUGACAGAUUGUCGAGAAAGAGGAAUUUUGCAGAACGCAACCCUACCAGUUCAACGAUAUAUUGAUGCCAAUCAUAUCACUUGUGCACAUCGACCCACAGGUCAUUUUCUGUACAGCAACGGUAGCCAGGUGAACCGACGAUUCCGGCCUAGCGUGUGCAACCGUAAGAACGUUUGGAAGAGUCAGUUCCAAUGCGCGAAGCAACUGCAGAGUGACACCGCAAAGGUCCGACGGGUCAAGAACAUCACUGCACAAGGAAUAUGCAGGGCACUCUCCGCGUACAACAGCUGCCUCAAUUCAGCCGUAGAGGAAGAGCGCUGUGAACGUGACGCGGAGCUUCUAGAGCACCUCGAGUACUUUGCUAGAGUGCUUUCAAGGCCUUAUCGUGACACGUGUUCACAUCGGUUCACAGCAACAAAGUCUCCUAAGAUGCUUCGGCAAAAAGUUGACGUGCAGUUCCAGGAUGGCAACCAGGAAUGCGACGUCGAGAAGGCAACCAAAGAGUUCUUUGCUUGCGGCCUCAUCUUCAGCGAAAUAGUCAGCCAGAAUCCAGGGAGAGAAAAGACAUGCACUGCAUACGCCGACUUCCGCGUUUGCCCUGAACGGCUCAACUGCAACACCUCAACCGCCUUCUACCAGCACUCGUAUCAUGCCGCCAGCGUUCUCCUGAAGGACUACGACAGCUACUGCAGGAAUUUCACCCCGUCCCAGACGCUACCGUCUGAUGUACCUGGACCACCGGUGCCAACCCCUCCUGGACCCUGCUCUUGCAACAGGAACGUGUAUAUGGAAAAAUACUUCGUUUGUGGUCUAAUGUACAUUUUCAACAUUCGGGACGCUAUUUACAGCAAGAACCCUUCUUUCCAACAACAAGCGUGCGAUAUUAUUGCUUCGUACGACACUUGCCUGGAUAACGGUAGGCGAACAGCAUGUUGCGGUGGAGGCGAGUUUGAUGUGCAAGCUGCGCUGGACUACAUGAUCAACGUGCUGAAAAAAGCUCCCGGAGGAAAUUGUAGGAAGUUCAAGCAGAAAACGUCCAACUUCCGCUUUAGCGGCACGCUGCAGCAUUGUGAUAUCCGUGAGUACGCCGGUAGCUACUUCACAUGUGGCACAACCUUCGUCAGGAAUAUAAUGCCCAAUCCCAGUGUUGACGAGCAGUGCAGAUUCUACAAAGAUUUCUUGCACUGCAAAGACCUUCUGGUUAUUUGUCGAACUCAGAGUGACAUCAAACCUUCAUUGGACUAUUUUACUAGCGUUCUCACGGAAGGAUUUCAACAAAUGUGUCAAGCUUAUAAGCCCAGCGAUACGUGCGAGAAGCUGGUCUUACUGAAGAAAUACUUUGAAUGUGGCGUAACUUACUAUCAAUCCAAGAACGAGUUUUCGGCCAUCUAUGCAAAUAAUCCUGCGCAGUUGUGCAGGCUCAGUGCCGACUUCAUAAAGUGCACAACCGAUACGGUGUUCAGCAAUGACUGCAAAUUAUUAGUCGAACUGUACAAAAACAUGAAGACAGUACGGAAAUACGUCAUUCACCUGCUCAACGAAGAACACAGAGCCAGUUGUGACAACCCUGACGACCGGCUGAAGAGAAUGUUCUUCGGCAUAGAGCGCCAAACCCAGUGCAACCAAUUCCAAGCAGUCAAAAAAUCCGUGCUCUGCGGCGUCACCUUCCACAAGCUACUAUCUUCACCUUCACGGACUAACUUGUCUUUCUCACCGGAUAUCACUACAGCGCUGUCGAAUUACAGUGCCGUAUGCCCGUUGGUCAAGGAGCUACAGUUUUGCUUGUAUGCUUCCACGCACGACACGGGCUGCUCCGAGGAGAUGAUGCUGAACGCCGAAAUAGCUGUGCUAAAGAAGCAUCUCCUGAAAGAAUACGAGGACGUCUGCGGCGCCAUGCCCCUUAUAGCCACCAAUGAGACGUGGCUGCGUAGACCAGUGUGCGAAAUGAAGGAGUUCACUCAGCAAUGGGACUCCUGUGACGCUGACAUGCAAUCUGGCAUACAGAUGCACUACAAAAAUUCAACCAAGAAGUGGAGCGAUAGCCUGAGCAACAUGUUCGCGGAACGCCACAUAUGCAAAGACCUACGCAAAUACGGCAGAUGUUUGAAGGAUUCGGCGGGUGAACACCACUGCACCGAAAUGACUCCGCAGAUAAAAGACCUCGGGGGCGAGUUAUACAACAGGCUGCAACUAAAGUACUGUUCGGGGUGCUCUUACAUCGCGGCAAAUGGUCUUCUCGUCAAGCUUUUGUUUGCAGCAAUGAUUUGCGCACGCGUCAUUCUGUGAUAUUUUCAAAUAUCCUAACAAAAUUAUUUUUUAAGGUAUCGCAGUGAUAGAGGAAUAAACACUGUGACCUGUAAGCAACACGA